CGCGCGCGGCGGGUGGAACGAUCGCGUCCGCCGCUUCCCCCCGCGCGCAACAAUGUUACGGCGGCCCCGCCCGCGCGCCUUCCCGCCUUCCGCCGGCCACGCCCCCCGCGCCGCCGCAUUGGCCGGGACCGCCGUGACGUGCCGUGCGGCGCGGGAGAUUCCUUAAAGCGACAGAAGCGAGCGGCGGAGACCCGCGGGGGGCGGGACCGGGGUCCCCCCCCAGAGCUGGCGGGGCGGGAGCGCCCGGGCCGGGUCCCCCGGGGGAGGGGGGGGGUCCGGGGCCACCGGGCGGGACCGGAGCCGCAGCCGCCGGGACCGGGCACCGGAGGAGCCGCCGCGGGCUCAGAAUCAGCCCCACGGCCGGGCCCGGAGGCGGCAUCGCCGUGGGAGGGGGACGGGACUCGCACCCACGGGCGCCGUCCUGAACACGCGGUCCCACGGGCACGGUCCUGCACAAGCAGACCCGCGCACACGGACCCGCACACGGACCCGCACAAGGCCACGGGUGGGACCCCGCCGGGUGGCGCUGGGAGCGGUUGGGUGCUGGAGAUGCCCCGCCCAGCAGGAAAGGAUCGGGGUCCCCCUGGUGUGUGGGAUGGGGGUCCCUGUGUAUGCCCAGGUUUGGGGUCCCCGCCUGUGUACGUGCAGAAUCGGGGGGUCCGCGUGUCUGCAGGAUCGGGGUCCCCCUGUGUGUGCAGGAUGGGGGUCCCCGCCUGUGUGAGUGACGGGGUCCCCCUGCCUGCACCCCAUCCUGCACGAGUGGGUGGCCUGGGCUUGGGGGGUGGGGGGUCCCCAUCCAGUCUCCCAGCCAUACUGAGAACCAAGUCCGUGUCCCUGGGGCCACCAGGACAGCGCAGAGAGCGGGGGGCAGCACACCCCUACACCCCUAUUCCCCUCCCCGAGCUGGGGGGGUCUCUGCAUCCCCCAGGAAGGACCCCACAACACCCCACCCACCCAGGGCAGAGCCGAAGCGUGUGACUGGGGCUGACAGGGCGCUGCACACACGUGCACACACGUGUUCCCCACGCAACUCAACCGGGGGGGGCCGGUUCCCCCCCUUUUGGGGUGGGACUAUGCAAACAAGAGCCGCUUCAUAUCCCCCAUCCCCGUCCCCUUCGCCUCUCUGCCCCAGCGGUGCCCGAGCGCGUGGGGAGACGAGGACGGUGGGACCAUGUGGGUGCAUGGGGUGAUCGCGGUGUUGGGGACCCUCCUGGUCUUGGCCUCGGCUCAGAGUCGAGCCGGUGGCCGGAGCCGUGGCCGGAGCCAGCCCUGGAGCGGGCGGCCGGCGCCGUUCCGGAGCUGGGACGCGCGGCUGUACCGGCCGUGGCAGGAGGGCACGCAGCAGCAGCAGGACUGCUGGCGAGGCGGCGACAUCACCUUUGACAUCAGCAAUGAUGCUCCCACCAUGGCGGGUGCCGAGGCCACCUUCUCCAUCGCCCUCCGCUUCCCCAGCACCCAGGCGGUGCUGCCCGACGGCCGCAUCGUCUGGAGCCAGAACUGCACCGUCAAUGGCACCCGCGUCACCCAGGGCGAGCCCGUCUUCCCGGAGCAGCCGGUCCAGGGCGCGGAUGGCGUCUUCCCCGACGGGCAGCCGUUUCCCCCCAGCACCAGCGGCAAGCGUGGAAAAUUCGUCUACGUCUGGUGGACGUGGGGGCGCUACUGGCAGGUGGUGGACGGCGCUGCGUCCCAGCUGACGGUGGGCACGGCGGGGGUGCCACUGGGCUCCUACACCAUGGAGGUGGUCGUCUACCACUACCGCGGCCGCCAGAGGUUCAUCCCCAUCGGCCGCACCAGCACCCAGUUCAGCAUCACGGACCAGGUGCCCUUCGCCGUGGACAUGAUGCAGGUGCAGGGCACGGCGGAGGAAAACGGGCACUUCGUGCGUAACCGCGCCGUCGCCUUCACCGUGCGGCUGCACGACCCCAGCCACUACCUGCGCGACGCCGACAUCUCCUACUCCUGGGACUUCGGGGACCAGAGCGGGACCCUCAUCUCCCGCAGCACCACCGUCACCCACACCUACCUGGAGACAGGGUCCUUCACUGCCCAACUGGUGCUGCAGGCCGCCAUCCCCCUCAGCCCCUGCGGCACCGCCGCGACCCCCGUUGCGGACCCCACCACCGGGUCGCCUCCGUCGGAGGGACCCACGGCCACGCAGCCCGCUGACACCACACCGAGCAGCGCCGGGGCAGCCAGCACCGGACCCGCCGCCUCCAGCUCGCCAGUGGAGCCCACGGGGGGAUCGGUGGCCGCAGCCUCGGUCCCCACUGUCACCGAGCCCGUCCUCCUGGCACUCAGCACCACAGCAGACGCUGCCGGCGGAGCCGCGGGUACCGACCCCACGGCCGUCUCUGCCGCGGCAUCCGCAGACCCCCUGCUACCCACCUCGGUGGCCCCAGCUGGGGAUGUGCUGGCCACCUCGGCCCCGGCAGCUGCAGGGGGAACGGUGGCUGCAGAUGCGGCAGCAGCUGGAGCCACGGCUGGAGCCACAGUUGAUGCCACAGCUGGAGAUACAGCUGGAUCCACAGCGGAAUCCCUGGUCGAAGCCACAGCUGGAGCGACAGUGGGAGCUACCGUGGGAGCCACAGCUGUAUCCCUUGCCGCUGCCACAGCUGGAGCCACAGCUGGAGCAACCGUGGGAGCCACGGCUGUAUCCCUUGCUGCCGCCACAGCUGGAGCCACAGCUGGAGCAACCGUGGGAGCCACAGCUGUAUCCCUUGCUGCUGCCACAGCUGGAGCCACAGCUGGAGCAACCGUGGGAGAAACAGCUGUAUCCGUCGCUGCUGCCACAGCUGGAGCCACAGCUGGAGCAACCGUGGGAGAAACAGCUGUAUCCGUCGCUGCUGCCACAGCCGUGCCCACGGUCGCCCCUGACGGCACGGCCGAGGCGCUGGUGCUGGUGAAGAGGCAGGCGCCGGCUGCCGAGCCCACCGGCUGCAUCCUCUACCGCUACGGCACCUUCUCCACCCAGCUCAACAUCGUCCAGGGGAUCGAGAGCGUGGCCAUCGUGCAGGUGGUGCCGGUGGUGCCGGAGGGCAGCGAGAGCAGCGUGGAGCUGACGGUGACGUGCGAGGGGAGCCUGCCCGAGGAGGUGUGCACCGUGGUGGCGGACGCCGAGUGCCAGACGGCGCAGACGCAGACGUGCUCGGCCGUGGCGCCGGCCCCCGGCUGCCAGCUCGUCCUGCGCCAGGACUUCAACCAGUCCGGCCUCUACUGCCUCAACGUCUCCUUGGCCAACGGCAACGGCCUGGCCGUGGCCAGCACCCGCGUCGCCGUCGGAGGCGCUGCCCCGGCUGCCGGCAGGACCACGCUCUUCGUGGGGCUGGUGCUCAUCGCCGCCGCCCUGGGCACCGCUGCCUACACCUACAGACGUGUGAAGUACAGCCCGCUGCUGGUCAUGGCCCCCCCGGACCCCCGGCCCCGGGGCUGGCUGCCCCCCGGCUCUACCCUCCGCCUCCUGCUGCGCCAGGCCUUUGGGGGGGCUCCCAGCGGCGAGAGCAGCCCCCUGCUCCGCACCAACGCGAUCUAGGGCCCCCCCACCCCGCGCCGCCCCCCGCCUGGCCCGAGCCCCCAGGACCUGGGGGGGCCGCAGGGGUGGGGGGACGCGCGGCCCCGGCCUCGACAACACCAACAUUAAAGGCUCAGCUCAGCCGG
Messenger RNA from Phalacrocorax carbo (great cormorant), 3654 nucleotides. The record is from RefSeq and is a predicted model, not a curated record. NCBI's taxonomy places the organism in Eukaryota, Metazoa, Chordata, Aves, Suliformes, Phalacrocoracidae.